GGAUGUGAUUGUAAUAAAAAUGUAUAUACGCCGAUACCUUGCCUACGUACAAGUGAUGCGCGGAUAGAACACAGGAUGAGGUCUCUGCUCUUGGUGGAACGCUUGGUUUCAAUAUCUUACGCGAUGGCGAAUGACCAUCAUGUCGCUGCGAGACAAAUGGCCAUGGCUAAGCCCUACUUCAGCAACGCAUUUCCCGACGAAUCCUUGUGCAUAUCAAAAAAUCCAUAUCGGAGCUUAGCGCCGAAAAUCGGUUACGCCUAUACAUGCAUGUUCCACCAUCUUGUUCUGUUCGAACAUCCGCUUGAAAUUGACAGCAAGGCAGAGGUCCCGACUCUCGCCGAUCACAACAGAGGAACGGCCACCUGUUUUAACGCGACGGCCAAUGUAACAAACGUGGUGUGGCCGGAUCUGCCCCAAUCUAUUUCAGACCUUACUCGAUGUUCAGCGGCAUCCUGCAUCGGUGGUUCGCAAAAAGAGCGCAACCGGGGGCUUGAAACCGGCGAUGUGUAUUUAUAGGACGGUACGCCACAGCAGCGUUAUCCAGCGCUCGUCGGUCUCUCAUGCUCAGCAGCGCCC
This is a messenger RNA of Fimicolochytrium jonesii, 576 nucleotides long. RefSeq lists its product as uncharacterized. NCBI's taxonomy places the organism in Eukaryota, Fungi, Chytridiomycota, Chytridiomycetes, Spizellomycetales, Powellomycetaceae. Bases 76 to 516 code for a protein of 146 amino acids. The record is from RefSeq and is a predicted model, not a curated record. The transcript has a single exon.